Messenger RNA from Triticum urartu, 3303 nucleotides. Its product is annotated as pentatricopeptide repeat-containing protein At2g27610-like. Lineage: Eukaryota; Viridiplantae; Streptophyta; Magnoliopsida; Poales; Poaceae. Gene Ontology annotation, biological process: RNA modification. Gene Ontology annotation, molecular function: RNA binding; protein binding. The record is from RefSeq and is a predicted model, not a curated record.
UGGUUCCUCUGCGGCUCAAGCUCUCUGCUGCCAUGGGAGUGGACACGGCCGAGCAAUGGCCGCGCCGCACGCCACGCUGCCCCCGGCGACAGCAAGCCCGCCGCCGCGCCGCGGCCUCCGGCGCGAGACGGCGGAGGUGGUGCGCGACUGCAAGAGGCUGGACGGGCUCAUGAAGGCCGGCAGGCUGGCGGACGCCCUGGACCUGUUCGACCGGAUGCCGCGCAAGAACGUCGUGGCCUGGACCUCGGCCGUGUCCGGGCUGGCACGCAACGGGCGCCCCGAGGCCGCGGUCGAGAUGUUCGCGGACAUGGCGGAGUCCGGCGUCGCGCCGAACGACUUCGCGUGCAACGCGGCGCUGGCGGCGUGCGCGGCCGCGGGCGCGCUCCGCGCCGGGGAGCAGCUGCACUCGCUCGCCGUGCGUGCGGGGCUCGCCGGGGACGCGUGGGUUGGGAGCUGCCUGGUCGAGCUCUACGCGCGGUGCGGCUCCACGCGAGCGGCCGAGGCCGUGCUGGCCCGGAUGGAGUCGCCGGACGUCGUGGCGUACACCUCGCUCGUCUCGGCCUUCUGCCGGAGCGGCGAGUUCAAGCGAGCAGCGGAGGCACUCAGCCAGAUGAUGGAGCGGGGAGUGGAGCCGAACGAGCACACGGUGACGAGCAUCCUGGCGGCGGCGUGCUGCCCGCUGGUUCUCGGCGUGCAGAUACAUGGCUACAUGAUCAAGGCGAUGGGCUCGUCACAGAGCGUCUACGCGUGGAGCGCGCUGAUCGAUUUCUACUCAAGAAAUGGUGAGCUCGACAUGGCAAAGACGGUGUUCGACAGCCUCCAGUGCAAGAACGUGGUCACCUGGUGCACCAUGAUGCAGCUGCACAUCAGAGAUGGUAGGCCGGAGGAUGCACUGCAGCUGUUCGACGAAAUGAUCUCGGAGGGCAUUGUUGAUCCAAACGAGUUUGCAUUCUCGAUCGCUCUUGGUGCCUGUGAGUCCAUCGCUCUGGGGAGUCAGCUUCACUCUUUGGCCAUCAAACGUGACCUGGCGAGUGAUCUCCGGGUGUCGAAUGCCCUGCUUUCCAUGUAUGGCAGGAGCGGCCUCGUCAAAGAGCUCGAGGCCGUGCUCCGCGGCAUCGAGGAUCCAGACAUUGUCAGCUGGACAGCAGCAAUCUCUGCAUACUUCCAGAACGGCCAUGGUGAGAAGGCCAUAGCACUGCUCUCCCAGAUGCACUCACAAGGUCUCAUGCCAAACGACUAUGCCUUCUCCAGCGUGCUAAGCUCCUGCGCAGACCUGGCAUUGCUGGACCAAGGGAGUCAGUUCCAUUGCCUAGCCCUGAAGCUAGGGUGCGACAUGAAGAUCUGCACGGGGAACGCGUUGAUCAACAUGUACUCCAAGUGCGGCCAGAUCGUGCCCGCGAGGCUCGUGUUCAACGUCAUGGAUCACCGUGAUGUGACGUCCUGGAACUCGCUGAUCCACGGGUACGCGCAGCACGGUGAGGUGGACAUGGCAUUGAAGGCGUUCAGCGAGAUGUGUUCCAUUGGCGGUGAGCCCAAUGAGUCGACGCUCCUGGGAAUCCUAGCAGCUUGCAACCACGCCGGGAUGGUGGAUGAAGGUGUGGCAUUCUUCAGAUCAGCAAUGGCCGGCCGGUAUGGCGCCUUCCUGACACCCUCACACUAUGCCUGCGCGGUCGACAUGCUGGGCCGUAGUGGCAGGUUCGACGACGCCCUCUGCCUGAUCGAGGAGAUGCCUUUUGAGCCCGACGUCCUAGUGUGGAAGACGAUGUUGGCGUCAUGCAGGCUGCACGGCAACCUGGAGACGGGGAGGCUCGCCGCCGAAAAGCUCGUGGGGCUCUCAGGCCAGGACUCGGCAAGCUACGUGCUGAUGUCUGGCAUACAUGCGAUGCACGGGGAGUGGCGCGACGCCGACAUGGUGCGGCGCAGGAUGGACGAGGCUGGGGUGAAGAAGGAGGCCGGGAUCAGCUGGGUGGAGGUCAGGAACGAGGUGCACGCCUUCGUAGCCCAGGACGCGUCUCACCCGGACUCGCCGUCCAUCUACCGAAUGCUCUGGGAAUUGUCUAAUGCCAUGCGAGAUACAGCCUAUGAUGAAGAUGUUGAAUUGUUGGAUGUACAUAUGCAGAUUUAGAUGUGAAAAAAGUAGUGCAUAUCCUACUAGGUUCCUCCAUUUCUGACAAGGUAACUGAGUCUUUCUUCUUUUCCAAUUGUCACUUGCAUUACACUGUUCUUUGUAGCUACUGGUAUAAGCUUACAAAUAUGUGAAUGAUAGGUGCUGUAUGCUAUGUAGGCAUGUAGCAAUAUGAAAUUAUCAAUAGCAUAUUGUUUUCAGUCUGUAACAAUUAAAAUGUGCUGCAGAAAGUUGAUUAAAACACCUUUCAGUGUGACAUCGACAAUUGCUAUGCUUUAGUUUUAUUUACUUACCCCAUUUGGCAGUAGACUCACUAGUAAACUGGGUUUAUAACUUCCAAGGAACCAUCCUGUAUUUUGAUAUUCUUAGACUCAGGUAUGGCUGUAGCAUGGCCUUCUCAAGUACUCCAGGUGUGGCACUACACUAACUAAUCACAUGAACAGAACAGACACUUAGCUACGGGUUACACUCACAGUUUGGACUGUGACUUAAAAGAUUGCCUCGGAACGUCAACCAAAUGAGCUAAUUUCUCUAGAUAGUUGAAGUGAAUGAGGGAAGAAGCUUGUAUUCUCAGAGGAGAGAAUUUUCUUAACAAGUUCUCAAGAAGAUUGGUGAUACAUAUGAUGGAAUUGUCCGUUCAGUGUUCCACUAUGGUGUAUUGGUUCACCUGCAAUUUUCUGAUGCCACUGGCCAUACCUUUGGUCAUUUUUGUUGUAAAUAUUCCAGAGUUUGACAGCAAUGAUGCUGAAACAGCAAGUUAUUUAUCUUACUGAUCUUGUACAUAUCUCUGGGAUCUCUUGGUAUCUUGUCCAAGAUUUUGUAAAUGAAGGUGAUAGCAUCAAGAUCAAGAUCAUAUUGAUAUGGAGAAAUCAAGGAUAGCUUUACAAUCAGGCAAUUGGAGGAAGAUCCUCUACUGGAGCCGAUCCUCUACUGAAGCCAUUGGACAAAAUUAUUCCUUUGGUUGGUUGUUGAAUAAAACUGUGUCCCAGUGGUGCGUUAUCAGCUACUAUGUUCUUGUAAAAGUGGACUCAUGUAACAAUCAUGUUUUGUAGGGAACUGAUAUAUCACCUGAUGCUCAGAUCAGGUCAUUACCUACAGAAAAGAAGUUGAACUUCUUUCAAUACUUGAUGGCGUAUGUAAUGAACUUUUUACAGGAGGAAGGUAAUGGUUUGUAUUUU